Molecule: messenger RNA, 1382 nt
Organism: Hippoglossus stenolepis (Pacific halibut)
Lineage: Eukaryota; Metazoa; Chordata; Actinopteri; Pleuronectiformes; Pleuronectidae
Product: hepatitis A virus cellular receptor 1
Exons: 7
Coding region: 333-839 (168 amino acids)
Source: RefSeq, a predicted model, not a curated record
AAAAUGAGUGAGUUGUCCAUCUGUUGUCUGUCUGUCGUCCGUCCAUCUGAAACACAACAACAUGCCGUCGCUGCUUCUCCACAUCUUCACCUGCAUCUGUGUCCUCACAGUUUGAGUUCGAUCACAGCAGCACCUGGUGGACUUUGGAGUAAACGCAGUUUCUUUCAGCGCUGGCCUGUGUGUCACUAGCCACCACGGAGACGGUGGUGGGCACAGCCGGGCGGAGGGUGACGUUGCCGUGUCGGUCGGAGGCAGUGAAGCGGAGCGGUGUGGAGGUGUGCUGGGGGAGGGGGGAGCCGUCACUCUUCACCUGCCACAACAUUUUGAUCAACAUGGCCGGAGACGACGUCUCGUACAGGAAGUCGUACAGGUUCUCUCCAUCCUCCACCUCCUCUCUGUCCAUCUUCCCCUCUCGUCCAUCAGACUCUGGUUUCUAUCACUGCAGAGUUCAGCUGCCCGGUCUGUUCAACGACCAAACCUCCACCAUUCACCUCAUCAUCAUCAGCCCUGGCUCUCCGGUCUCUGACAACGAGGACGCCGAGGACCUGAACGCACCACACACUGCCACCGGUGACACAAUACAAUGCCGGACAGAGGAACAAGGAAGUGAUGUCACCAACCCCACAGAGCCAAUGGUGGCGCUGGUUCAGUCACCUGUUCAGCAGCCGGUGACCAGUUUACAGACGUUCAUUGGAAACACACUGAGACUGUCGUUCAUCAUCUUCAUCCCUGUGUCGCUGCUGGCCGCUGCCUACAGAGUGUGGAGGUGGAGCCAGAGACCAGAAACUGACAAGGGGCUCAGCCAAUCAGAGGAGGAGGAGGGAAACACCUCAGUGUAGACACCUGAGACACAACCCGUGUUUGUUUGGUUACCUGAGUUACCUGAGUUACCUGAGUUACCUGAGUUUUCAGACAGGAUUCUGCAGAGAAUUGUUUUUUAUCUUUGUGGUUGUUUUAAUAAUCACUCUUUACGUUCUCUGUAUGAAUAUAUUGUAUCUUCUAUGUCUGUUGGUAAACUCAUGUAUAACAAGUAGAAACUGUGUAUUCAUACAUUCAAACACCAGGGGGCGCUUUAAACCCUGAAAUAAAGAGCACGUGCAACAGCAUCUGUUAUUGAGUCCUGGUGAUUGGUCAUGUGAUUGAUUAUCGUCCUCACAUGAUCCUCUUUUCCAGUUUCAUACUGGGGAGACCCUGACCACAGAACUGUUGUUACCUGUCUGUUCUCUGGAACUUCAGCGGAAAUAAACUCUUCUAGUUCACCUGUGAUUUUACCUGAAAAUUAACAUCUGAUCUAUAGAAUAUUAAUAAUAGUAGCAGUAAUAAUAAUAAUAAUAAAGUGCUGCUGUUGCUGUUGUUCUGAACAUUAAAGUUUAUUAUUUAUC